GUGGCCACCCUGGAGGCCAGCAUCAAGGAGGCGGUGGCAGCGCAGCAGCAGCAGCAGCAGGCGCAGGCGCAGCCAGGUGAGGAGAAGGACGCUGCGCUCGCCAUGGGCCUUCCCCUCGGCCUGGGGGCGCGGAGCAUCCCCAGCGGGCAGAUGGAUGCGCGCGCCGACCCGAACAGCAAGAGGCUCGCGAGCGAGGCCAACGCGAUCCUGCAGGUCCUGGACUCCAUCCCGAAGUCGGACAACGACGAGCGCGCCAAGAAGGCCAAGUCAGCGCUCCUGGCAGCGCAGGCGGUCACAGUGGCCAAGGGCGCCAGCAAGGGCUCGCAG
Prorocentrum cordatum is the source of this 327-nucleotide messenger RNA. The record is from the annotation of a GenBank genome assembly. NCBI's taxonomy places the organism in Eukaryota, Dinophyceae, Prorocentrales, Prorocentraceae.